Daldinia loculata is the source of this 697-nucleotide messenger RNA. RefSeq lists its product as uncharacterized. The transcript has a single exon. Bases 140 to 469 code for a protein of 109 amino acids. NCBI's taxonomy places the organism in Eukaryota, Fungi, Ascomycota, Sordariomycetes, Xylariales, Hypoxylaceae. The record is from RefSeq and is a predicted model, not a curated record.
GCUGUUUAAACAAAUAUUUAUUAUGUUCAAUUCGGAAUCUCUAUCGAUCUAUUAACUGCCAAAAUUUCAAUCGCUUGCUUCACUUGAUUACCAAGCUACAUCCUACAAAACUUAGCUACUCCACAACCCACAACCUACAAUGUCCAACAACAACCAGAAUGGUGGACUCCUCGGCGGUCUAGUCGGUGGAGUUGACAACGUCCUUACUGGGGGCGAGAAGGCCAACGGCCAAGGCGGUCUACUCGGAGGUCUCGGCGGUGCCGUCGGCAGCACAACGGAAGGACUCGGCAAGGGCCUGAACUCGACUACCAAGGGAGUUGGAAGCGCCGUGGGCCAGACUACUGAAGGUGUUGGCAACACUGUCGGCGGCGUGACAAACUCUGUCGGGAGCACCGUUGGCGGUGUCACCGGCGCGGGCGGAGCCGCUAAGAAGAAAAACGACGGUGCAUUUAAGAGCUACGGCAUUUAAUAAGGCGAGAGAGUUGGCGCAUAAUGGGAUAUGAUGAACGAAUACAUAUUUAAUGAACCUGAGACUUGGAAAUCGGAUUUUGACUUGAGAAAUGUCGGACGUUUAAUAAAACGAUAUAUCAAACCUCGAAUUUAAUUUAAAUGAUAUAAAUACUAUCUUGAAUAUAGCGAAGAUGCUCACAAUACUGGAUUGGCUUUUUGAAUAUGUAGGUUCUUGGUUAAAAACUUG